AUUGUCAUGCACCCAGCAUCAUGGCCGCCACAUCCUUUAUGCACACAUGUUGCCGCUGCAUGUGGCCUUUUGGUGGCAGCCGAGCACUUGCCUAUUUUGCGGACAAGAAGAACGAAGAUCAUGAUGAGGAGGAAGCACACCACCUCCUUGGAAACGUGAUUGACAGCGAUGAUGAGCAAGUUCAGGCAGAUGCUUUGAGUCCGGAUCAGAUCAAGAGGUUCUUGGAUGCCUCGAAAUCCACUCGGUCUGCGACCUCUAACAUCUCGAACCGGCCUCGUGAAUCGCGGAUGCCAGGACCUUCAUCGACAUUGGCGCAUCGGACGUCCGCCAGCACCAAAGCGGCUGUGGAGUACGAUGAGCUUUUUGAUGAGGAGCUUGAAGAUGAGCCAGAGAAUUUUGGAGCAGGAAAGAACUGGAGCCUUGAGGACCCAGCCAGUUUCAGUCCAGUGGACACAGGCGGAAGAGGUCUUGGCUUUGGACGUGCUGACUUCAGGUCUCCGAAACUUGCCAAUGGUCAGGCACAACCGCUGGCUUCCUCGAGCCAACCAGCAAGAGGUUCAAGAAAGUACGAGGAUGACGAAGAUGAUGAGGAUGAUGAAGAGGUGGCUGGACCUCCGAUUAUGCUGCCAGCCUCUCCAUCCUUUUUGCCACCUCAGAUGGGUUUCGGAGGUCUGAGCCAGGCAGCCCAGGCCCUGCCCUCAUUUCCACAAAGCAACGGGUUGACACUUAACGCAGGAGAGUCUGCGAAGUGCUCCACGGAGAGACUGGAGGCAUCUGGAAUGCUUGAUGCAUGGGACGGCGACAGCAUUGUUCUUGAUGGCGAUGCAGGUCACUUUGUGGAGGUGCCGGAAGCAACGGCCGUUAAGUAAGCGACACCAUGCGCUGACUGCCUGCCAAAGUGUCGGAGAAGAUGCGUCAGCGUGGUUGAAAAG
Molecule: messenger RNA, 932 nt
Organism: Cladocopium goreaui
Lineage: Eukaryota; Dinophyceae; Suessiales; Symbiodiniaceae
Source: the annotation of a GenBank genome assembly